Messenger RNA from Oncorhynchus nerka (sockeye salmon), 633 nucleotides. RefSeq names its product integumentary mucin C.1-like. The transcript has a single exon. The annotation marks the transcript as partial. NCBI's taxonomy places the organism in Eukaryota, Metazoa, Chordata, Actinopteri, Salmoniformes, Salmonidae. The record is from RefSeq and is a predicted model, not a curated record.
ACAACUGCAGCUCCUGCUACAACAACUACAACUUCAGCUCCUACGACAACCACAACAACAGCACCUCCAACAACUGUAGCUCCCACGAUAACUGCAGCUCCUACAACAGCUUUAGCAUCUACGAUAACCACUGCAGCCCUAACAACAACAACUGCUGCUCCUACGACCACUACAGCUCCAGAACCUAUUACGACAACCACUGCAGCUCCUGCUACAACAACUACAACUUCAGCUCCUACGACAACCACAACAACAGCACCUCCAACAACUGUAGCUCCCACGACAACUGCAGCUCCUACAACAGCUUUAGCAUCUACGACAACCACUGCAGCCCUAGCUACAACAACUGCUGCUCCUACGACCACUGCAACUCCACAACCUACUACGACAACCAGUGCAGCUCCUACUACAACAACUGCUGUUCUAACGACCACAGUGACUGCAGCACCUUCUACAAUAACUACAACUUCAGCUCCUACGACAACAACAACUGUAGCUCCCACGACAACUGCAGUUCCUACAACAGCUUUAGAAUCUACGACAACCACUGCAGCCCUAACAACAACAACUGCUGCUCCUACGACCACUACAGCUCCAGAACCUAUUACGACAACCACUGCAGCUCCUGCUACA